GCAUAUCAUCAACAUCAACAACAUCAACAUCAAAAUCAUCCUACCAACACGUUCUCGAUUAUUAUCAGUCUCAGUUCAAGACAGACAGCAAAAUGGCCAGCCAAAAGCAAUUCAAUCAAGAGACAAAUGGCGCUGAAGUCGUCGCUUCAUUCCCACAGUCUGUCGCUGAAAAGACAUUUGUUAUUACCGGCCCAACACCAGGUGGAUUGGGAGUUCAAACAGCUUUGCAACUCGCUGCAGCUAAGCCAGCAACCAUUCUCCUCCUCGGGCGUGAUGAAUCUAAAGCCGCACCAGCUGUGGAAUCAGUGAAAGCGGUUUCCCCAAGCUCGACCGUGAGAUUUGUCCAUUGUGAUCUCGCAAAGCAUUCUUCCAUCAAAACUGCAGCUGAAUCCAUUUUGGCGACCACCCCCAAGAUCCACACCCUUAUCAACAAUGCGGGUGUCAUGGCGCCACCCGACUACCGCACUACCGCCGAAGGUCUGGAGAUUCAAUUUGGUGCAAACCAUGUUGGGCAUUUCCUUCUAACAAACCUGCUUAUGCCAGCUAUUGUUGCUGCUGCGUCUGAAGGAGCUCGAAUUGUCAAUCUGUCCAGUCAGGGAUGGUCAUUGGGCGAAGUUAGAUUUGAUGACUAUAACUUCAAUGAUGGGAAAGACUAUGACAGAUGGUCAGCAUAUGGCCAAAGUAAAGCAGCAAACAUUUUAUUUACCGUUGAGUUGGCAAAGAGGUUGAAGAGCAAGGGAGUGCAAGCAUUUGCUAUUCACCCUGGUGUGAUCGACUCCAAUUUGUCAAGAGAUUUGGAUCCAGCAACAGAUUACGGUGCAAUGGCCGAACGAUUCACUUCCAGAGGAUACAUAAAAAUGGAUGGUCCAUUUGUUUGGAAGAGCUUAGAGCAAGGCACGUCAACAACAUUAGUUGCGGCUCUUGACCCAGCUUUGAAAGAUCACUCGGGUGUCUACCUUUCCGAUUGUCAGAUUACUGAGACAGCCGAAUACACCACUAAUCCAGACUAUGCAGAGCGCUUGUGGGAGUUGAGUGAGAAGCUUGUGGGACAGAAGUUUGAGUUGUGAGGAGUUUUUCUACUAGAACCGAUAUAGACACAGGCUUGGCAAUUUUAGAUAGUAGUGUAGAUUUUGACAAUUGAUAGAUUUUGUCAUCUACCUUUCUUGUGAAUAUCCCGAACUAAAUUUUCAUCUGAGAGAAAAAGAUACAUAUCGAAACACUCCACCUAAAGAUGCAUACCAUCUUUAAGCAAUGUAUGAUAAACAGGCUCUACAUAAAUCGAACUUAAAUCACCAAUGUGAUUAUUCCA
Botrytis cinerea B05.10 is the source of this 1309-nucleotide messenger RNA. RefSeq lists its product as hypothetical. The record is from RefSeq and is a predicted model, not a curated record. NCBI's taxonomy places the organism in Eukaryota, Fungi, Ascomycota, Leotiomycetes, Helotiales, Sclerotiniaceae. Bases 93 to 1067 code for a protein of 324 amino acids. The transcript is spliced from 4 exons.